UAAAAUAAGAUAACCACGCAUUUUUUGACGCUUUACUGAUUCAGUACGGAAAGCGAAAGACAAGAUUGUUGUUGGUUGAUCGAUAACGAUAACCCGGAACGAUAACCAGUUGAGAGAUGCCGCRAGGAUUCCGAAGGCAUUCCGAAUACGAUUUAGUCAUGAAGACGAGUCAUGAAUGUUUACCAGUCCAGAUCGCUCUGUUUGCUUACAAACUUGAACGUGUUGAUAUUACAUGUAGCUAGUAAAAUUCUGCUUUUUAAGAAUUACAUUUUAAUUCUAGAUCUAUAGGAACAAAAAYUACAAAUGAGUGGACUGAAUUCGCGAGUAGUGUCUUUAUUGGUGAUUUUUAGUUGUGUUUUGUCUUGCAUGUCGGAAGUGCAAGAUGAAAAGAGCAAUGRUGCUGAUAGCGAGGAAUUUCAUGCACAACACGCAGACGACAGAGGGCAUUUGUUAGCUCACAUAUCAGAUAGGAUGGAUUUAGAUGGAGAAGGGUUAAGACAUAUUAAAAGUCACUUGGGAAAAAUAUUAGGAGAAGCUGGUAGCAAGGAUGCAGAUGAUAUYGAGAAAGGAGACAAUGCCAAAGGAAUAUUUUACUUUUUCAAGCUUCAUGACUACGACAACAACAACAAACUUGAUGGAUUAGAACUAUUAAGUGCCUUGACAGAUUUUCACGAAGAGGACAAUGUCCAAGAUGACAAAGUUGGAGGCAAGAACUUUGCGCAAGAAGAGGCUGUGAAAAUAGCAGAUGAGUUACUGGAAAAACAUGACAAAAACAAAGAUGGGAUGAUUGAUUUUCCUGAACUAAUGGAUUCAAAAGCAAAUUCUUUGAUGACAGAUCUAGACAAGGAUAUCGAACAAAAUAUUGAGACAGAACAACCAGGACAUUGAUUAAGAAAAAAUAAUUUGAGCUCUUAGUAAAAUAACAAACUUUUUCUUCUUUUUUCCCAAAGGUCUCUAUCAAGAGAAAAUGAACUAAGAGAAGGAACUUCAGGUUUUCAUGUUUUAACCAUCAUAAGCACGAUUUGAUGCUGUUUUUAGAAUCAUACUUGCCAUUGUUUGUUUUCAGAAAAAAACAAACGAUCAAAUAAAUGAAUCUAAAAACAGCAUCAAUGAUUCUAAAAAGUGCUUAUGAUGGGGUGUGGGGAUUCCUUCUGUUAGUUUAUAUUCUGUUGUCUCUAUUCUUUACCAUAACUUUGUGGUCCAUUUUUACAGUCCUGAUACGAAAGGGUGCAUUUAUAAUUAUUUAACUCAAAUGUUUGCUGUAGCUAAAUAAGUUCAACGUUUUAAAAAUUAUAUAAACUUAAUUUGUUGUGCCAUAGUUAGUAAGAAAAACUAAUGGCAUUUGGGGAAAGCACUUCCAUAUUUUUAUCAAGAGCAACAAGCAUUUUCUCAUAACACAAGAAGAUUUGUCAUUUUUUUAUUACUUUGAAUACUUCGGAUUUUCUCCAAAGGCCAUCACCAUCAGACCAUGGAUCUUUCAAUAUCCACGAUAUCACACUUUGCUGUUGAUGGCCUUUUGAAAAUUUUUUAUUCCUUAUCAAACCGUAUGCCCAGGCAAAGUAUAUUUUUGGUCUUGCGUUUGUGUUACUUUAGUUUAUACAGGUACUUUUGCUUGCGUUUGGGUUUGYGUUUUCCCCGGUUUUACAAACGCAUUCCAUUUCAUUAUUUUUCAGCCCAGAGGUUGUUGUUUCAAGGUUUGAUCUGUGAGUUAGUCAUUCCCUGACUCUGAUCAGCCCGGGUUCUUUYAGGGUUCUAUUUGGAUAGCUAAAUGACUGUUCCCAUGGAAACGAAUUAAAGUAGACAUUCAGUGAAGCAA
This is a messenger RNA of Actinia tenebrosa (Australian red waratah sea anemone), 1816 nucleotides long. RefSeq names its product cell growth regulator with EF hand domain protein 1. Gene Ontology annotation, molecular function: calcium ion binding. The record is from RefSeq and is a predicted model, not a curated record. NCBI's taxonomy places the organism in Eukaryota, Metazoa, Cnidaria, Anthozoa, Actiniaria, Actiniidae.